CUACGCUCUGUGUUGUUUCUUACAUGGCUGGAUGUUGCUGUACAGUAGUAUGUGUAGUAGUUACAAUACAAUGAGUGUACAAAACAUUAGGAACUCCUUCCUAAUAUUGAGUUGCAACCUCUUUUGCCCUCAGAACAGCUACAAUUUGUUGGGGGUAAUGACUUUACAAGGUGUUUAAAGCAUUGCACAGGGAUGCUGGCCCAUGUGGACUCCAAUGCUUCCCACAGUUGUGUCAUGUUGGUUGGAUGUCCUUUGAGUGGUGGACAAUUCUUGAUACACACGGGAAACUGUUGAGUGUGAAAAACCCAGCAGCGUUGCAGUUCUUGACACACUCGAACCGGUGCGCCUGACACCUACUACCAUACCCUAUUCAAAGGCGUUUAAAUCUUUUGUCUUUCCCAUUCACCCUCUGAAUGGCACACAUACACAAUCCAUGUCUCAAUUGUCUCAAGGCUUAAAAGUCCUUCUUUAACCUGUCUCCUCCCCUUCAUCUACACUGAUUGAAGUGACAUCAAUAAGGGAUCAUAUCUUUCACCUGGAUUCACCUGGUCAGUCUAGGUCAUGGAAAGACCAGGUGUUCCUAAUGUUUUGUACACUCUGUAUAUUUACCUUCUCAUCCAGCCUAUGUUGUAGUCCAUAUAUGUCCUAUUUGUUAUAUGCUUUCAGUCAGUCAAGUGAUUUAUUUUGUGGUGAUAUGACUGUGUGUAGUGUUAAAUGGAAUGUAUUUGCAUUGUUAUUCUGCCGUCAUCAUUAUCUAUGCUCCUUAAUGUUAUUUGUGUGUUCAAAUUAUUGCGUUGUCAUUGAUGAUUACAUUGCUUUGAUCAAUCUGUCCAAGUGUUUGCUUGAUGUGUUAAAGUUAUUUUCAUUGUGUAAUUUGUGUGAAUACUAUUUCCUUUGGUCGGAAAUGCGCAAUUUUCACUCAGAUUACAACAACCACAAUGUUUUGCAUGAUUGUGAAAUCAUUUUGUUCCAAGUCAGUUGUCCGCGUUAUUAAUGCAGUGUAUAUGGCAUGCAUUAAUAUCUCUGUUGUCGUCGGUCAUCCCAAACUAUAGUUGUGCUGGAUGACCUGACUGACUGUGGUGUUCCGCAGUUGUAGACAGAUGGAUGGAAUGGUUUCCGUUGUGAAAAGCUGAUUGUUUCAAGGCCGGCAAGGCACAUGGUGAAUUCCUUAAAACGUGUGGGCAUUCUUGUGACUGUAAUAUACAUAGUUGUGUUCAGUUCUCAUCAUUCUCUGCCCUAUCCUUAAUAGUGUCUUUGUGGGAUUUUAAUUUCCCCUCAAAUGUGAAAGUGGGGUUUUAGGAUUUAAAAACGUCCAGUGGAUGGACAUGGCUGCUCAAAGUCUGUCCAAUAGGUCUGCUGGCUAACACGUGCUUGAGGUACAAUGGGGAGAGGAUGCAUUCUUUGCAUACAGAAAUUGGUACGCAAGCUGUGGCUGGGAUUUACAUUUUAAUGUAAAGGAAUGAUGUAGGAAACAAAGUGGGCUGAUUUGUUUGGGCCUGGUCCUGAUCAUGAUCCAGUGAUUUGAAUAAGUAAAUAGUUGCUUCUUUUACGUUGACCCUUUAAGGUAAACAUUGAUUUUAAACAACACUUAGAUUAUUAGUCUGUAAUAACUGUAAUGCUGUUAGCCUUUGAUUAUACUUUAUUUGGCCAUUGAUCAUUAGGUCUACUGAGCUUUAUGUGUAUUGUAUGUCAUGCAAUAUGGCAAGUAUGACAAUUCAAGCUACUUCAACGAUUAACGUUUGAUGUGUGCCCGAACUACUCAAAGGGGAUCCACCAAGCUUUUUAUUGUUACAGUGACGUUACACGAGAAGUGCAUUUGAUCUCCCCACAGUACCUCAAUAAAAAAAAAAUGUUUUAUGUACUAGUAUUGUAUCUUUAAAUUGCUCUAGUGAAGUAUGCAAAUAGGAAGUUCCCUCUGUCUUUGAGCAAAUAAGGAGCUGGCUUUGCUCCCGUCCUGCAUUACCAUUGGCUCUUGCGGGUGUCAAACAAACCCCCGAGACCCUUCUAAAAUGUUUCUAUUUUAGUUAGCUAGAUUCCCCGCCCGUCCGGUGUCUGGUUCCACAUCGACUUGUGGAGAUUGGAAUUACUUCAAGAAUCUGGAAUGUGACUGUCGAGCUCAACCUCACCCCGAAAGAAAGAAAUGUUCUCUAGAAGGGUGAAGGAAGAAACGCCGCUGACCCCUAAGUACACUUAUGUAGUGUCACUGACUGAGUACCACCGCCGGAUCGAUGCGCUAAACAGUGAAGAUCUGAAAUCUCUCUGCAAGCGGCUUCAGAUCACCACCAAGGAGGAGGUGAACUCUAAGCAUGCCACCUCUAUCAAGACAGAGCUGGAGCCUGAGACCUUCAGACCCAACCUCAGUGAACCUAGCGAGCUGCUGGAGGCACAGCAGAUAGAGAAGCUGGCCAAGAACCUCCCUCCCCGUACCAUUGGGUACCCAUGGACCUUGGCCUAUGGCACCACCAAGCAUGGCAUGAGCAUCAAGAGCCUUUACCGGGCCAUGCAGGGGCAGGACACCCCCAUGCUGUUGAUCAUCAGGGACAGUGAUGGUGGGGUGUUUGGUGCGUUGGCGUCCGAACCCUUCAAAAUCAGCGAGGGAUUCUACGGCACGGGAGAGACCUUCCUCUUCACCUUCUGUCCAGAGUUUGAGGUGUACAAAUGGACAGGUGACAACAUGUUCUUCAUGAAAGGAGAUAUGGACUCCUUAGCUUUUGGUGGUGGAAGUGGUGAGUUUGGCCUGUGGUUGGAUGGAGACCUGUACCACGGCAGGAGUCACUCCUGUAAAACCUUUGGCAACCCCAUGCUCUCCAAGAAAGAGGAUUUCUAUAUACAGGACAUUGAGAUCUGGGCUUUUGAAUAACAAAACCCACCACGGGGAAAAGAGAAGGACUAAACAUCCCUACAAUGUUGUCUGAAACCUAACUGCACAUCACCACCCUGCUCCAACCCACUGUCUGGGGCUCCCAGGACGGAGCCAGCUGAAGGAUGCGUGUUGUGCGUUCAUACGUUACUACUGCAGUUAUAACAGAGCUUUUCUUUGUGAAUGACCUUGUGUGUAUCUUGUUACAGCUGUGUGCAGCGUCUUUGAGGAGGUGUACUGUCCUGUACUAUACUGUGAGGCAUCAGGGGAUGUGUGGGUUUGUUAGACACCGUAGGGACGCCUUGUUGCAGAACCAAGGAGGAGCAAUCAGAUUGCUUUCUCUGGCCUCAGCAGGAGAUGAUGUCGGCUCAGGUUUGUGAUUGAUUGAGAGAGCGAGAGAGAAACUGCCGUAGUCCAGAUUAUCUGAAUUUUGAGACACUCCAGGAACCCCGCCCCUCAGAACUUGGUUGAAGUCAGUCAGUAGGAUGAUACUAUAUGUGGUGUUCCAGGCCUUUAGUGGAGAGAUCCAGUAAUAAAAUAAACAACAUGCAUUCCUUUGUUCUCAGAGGAGACUGUUGAACCUAACAUAGUUCUGGUUGGUGUUCAAAAACUGAAGGAAGACUCUCAGCAGGAUGAUGAGGACACAAUUAUGAGGGUAGGAAAGUAUUUACAUCUUUGGUUUACUUCUGAGGCAAGAACUACGUAUAGAGUGUUGUGUAUUGUAGUCCUAUUGUUCACCAUCAUAGCAAACACCAUCACAGCACAUAGCUAGAAUCAGAAUAUUACCCAUCGUUGUACUAAUAAUGUUCUGUUCAGUGGGUGUACUACGUGUGAGUUCAGCUACCACCGGCGCCCCUCAGGAGUCGUGUGUACUGUUCGUAGACAGUAAUGUGUUGCAAUAGAUUUGUGGAAUAUGCAAAUUACUGUCAUGUGACCUCAAAUAAUCCAGGUUGGCGCUUUUCAUCGCCUGUCCGUGACUCUUUAUCAGAGAGGACUUGUAAAGCUUUCAUGUCUUAAUCCACAAUUGCUUUUCUGGGUAUAAUUUGAAAAGCCUGAGACGUGGUUUUACAUGCAUAUGACAAUUGUAUAUUAUUUAUAUAUAUAUAUAUACACAUAUAUAUAUAAUUAAUUAUGUUGCCGUUGUGUGACAGUGAUCUUUUUGUGCUGAUAUUUCAGCUGUUACAAAUAUGUAUAUUACCCUGUAAAUUCAUGUUAAAAUAGUGGAUUUGUUCCUAUAUAGAAAUACAGAUAUGAUUGGUGGGUUGCUUCUAGCACUUGAAUGCGGUCUAGAAGCGUUAUAAACCAGGUUCUUAGACUUCUAGUACCAGUAGCUGUACAGUACUUUUUGUUUAGAAUCAUAAACAUGUUAACUGUUAGUAGAAAGCUUGCUGCUAUAAUAUUAAGGGUAAAGCUAAACUAAUGCUAUGUGUAACUAAAGGGGAGUGUUGUCCGGGAGUGAGGAGGCUGAAUGUUAAAGAAGAAUUUAACUUUCAUCACAAGUUCUGUUGAGUGGUGAGUCUUCAUUGGUUGGUAGACUGACUGUUAAGACUGUGAACUAAGAGAAAAUAUGUACAUUUAAACUUCACAGCAGCUUUCCUUCCCCUUUCUGGUCUUCCACACCAGUAUCUAUGGAGUCACAAAGAAUAACAUGGAUAAGUCCUCCUAAUUAUUUUACAGGAAUACAAUGUAUUAUUGAUGUAUAAAUAACAAUAAAAUUGUUGUAACCUGGGA
Molecule: messenger RNA, 4591 nt
Organism: Salvelinus fontinalis (brook trout)
Lineage: Eukaryota; Metazoa; Chordata; Actinopteri; Salmoniformes; Salmonidae
Product: oxidation resistance protein 1-like
Exons: 7
Coding region: 2141-2860 (239 amino acids)
Biological process (GO): response to oxidative stress
Cellular component (GO): nucleus
Source: RefSeq, a predicted model, not a curated record